Molecule: messenger RNA, 3220 nt
Organism: Castor canadensis (American beaver)
Lineage: Eukaryota; Metazoa; Chordata; Mammalia; Rodentia; Castoridae
Source: RefSeq, a predicted model, not a curated record
ACGCAGGGAUGGAGCCGGAAGAGGGUGCGCCCUUGCGGCGGCUGCAGAAGCUGCCCCCUGAGCUGGGCGCGCAGACACAGAUCUCCGGGUCGCUCCCUGGAUACCUGGCUCUACUUGGUGCUGAGUUUCUUCACAAAGUCAUUGAUGGCAUCUGUGGCCGGGCUUAUCCUGUGUAUCAGGAUUAUCACAGUGUUUGGAAUUCAACAGAAUGGAAGCAUGUUGUGGAAGAUGUUGCCAAGUUUUUCAAAGCUGUAGUUGGUAAAAAUUUAUCCCAUGAAGAGACACUUCAGCAAUUGAAUCAGCUGAAUUCAUUGCAUCAAGAAGCUAUCAUGAAAUGCCUGAAAAGUAGGAAAGAUGAAAUCAAGCAGACUCUGUUGGGAGAAAUAGUUGAUAUUUCUUCUGCACAGCUACAGGAUUUUGAUUGGCAGUUAAAGCUUGCACUUUCUAGUGACAAGAUUGCUACUUUACAAAUGCCACUUUUAAGCCUUCAUCUAGAUGUAAAAGAAAAUGGUGAAGUAAAACCUUACUCUGUGGAAAUGAGUAAAGAAGAACUCCAGAAUCUAAUAAAUUCCUUGGAAGCAGCUAAUAAGGUGGUCCUGCAGUUGAAAUAACCAGAAAUUAUGAAUAGCAGUGCUCUCAGAUUUCCCUGCUAUGAAGGAGAUGGUAGAGUGAACACUGUAUGUCAGAAGCCCUGCCACGGUUGACUGCUACCCCAGGCUGAGAAAGCAGCAGUGUCAAGAUUACAAAGAUGACAAUCUAUCAGUGUCCCUAAAGAACAGGAAAUUAUGUGGUUGGUAGGAACUGCAUAAAAUGAAAGAUAAAAAAGCUAUAGUAGCAGUUUAUAUUUUCUUAAUGGUUGUUUUUGUCUUCAUUUAUUAAAUAUGUAAGAAAUCUUUGUAAACAAUUUUAUUGAAAGCCAAAAAUGUGUCCUAAAGUAAUGUAAACAAGCAAAGCACAAAUAUACUUGAAUUUUGCUUAAAUAAUUAUGUGAAUAGCAAGGACGUGUAUUACAGAUAUAUAACUAAUUUGUGAUAUUUAGAAAUAACUUUUUUUAAAGAAUGUAUAAGCUGCAUAUAUAACUCAGGAGAUUCCAUAUCUUUCUCAUAUUUCAAAGAAAUGAUUGUAAAAUGUAAAAUUUUGUAGAGAAAACUCUUUGUUAGACAAGAAUAGGAAAAAAAAUCUAAAUUUGUGUGAACAAUUUUGAAUUGAUGAAGUGUGGUAUGUAAAAUCUAUAACAUGGAAAAAUGAAAAUAUUUUUGUUCCUGCAUUUCCAUGUGUGAUGGGGAGACUAUGCUGUGAUAAGAAGAGUAGAUGCCACCAUAUAGUGUGUGUAUUGUUAUUCAAAUGUCAGGUAAGACUAUCUGCAGGUCCAUUUUUGUUACAGAUUCUUAACAUUGAGUUUAACACUUUCAGAUGUUAACAGAUUCAUCGCUAAACAAAACCAUUUUUAACCUCAGCUGACUAAAGAUAAACAUGAGCAAAUAAAAGUGUCAUGUUUCAUUUUUGACUAUCACUUUAUUUCAAAUGACUUUCCGCAUAAAUCAGGAGUCAGUAAUGUAUAACUAAUUGAUGCCUGUGAUUUGCACACUUUAAGGACUGCUAAAGCAUCAGACUGUUCUUUGAGAUGUCUAGAGCAAUUUUUGCUGUUUUCAUACAGGUGAGGGUAGGCUGAGAGUUUUAUAAGUGCCUGACUGGUCUAAACAGUGCUACUUACAGUGCGUCUGCUCUAAUGCUGCUGUGUGAACUAUUUCAGAGGUACUCAGGCCACAGUGUUCUUCAACAUACUACUUCAUCAGUGACUUUUGAUUGAGAAAAAUGUAUCAACUGAAGUAAAUAGUUGCUUAGUGUGGCUGUCGAUUUACUACUUGUGUCCUUGUGGGUCAAUACCAUGUUGCAAAUCAACACAUCAAGUAGCACUGAUUUUGAAAUCUCUUUGAAGCAGCCUUCCAGGCAAACUCUUUUUCACAGGAAAAAUCUCUUGCUCUCUAGUGCCCCGCUAUCAUUCCAUUAACCUGAUUAACAGCUUAAUUGAAAUACAAUCGGCAUACUGCAUAAUGCACUUAUUCAAAGUGUGCAAUGCGAUGUUUGAUGUACAGAUACUCAUGAAAGCAUCACCGUUAAAAUAGUGAACAUUUUUGCCUCCUCUGUAGCCUCUGUCCCUGCAUCAUUUCCCUACGUAGCCAUUAUCUGUUUCCUGUCACCACGGGUUAGUCACAUCUUCAAAAGUUCAGUGUAAAUGGGAUCAUACAGUAUCUAUUUUUUUGUUUAUUUAGGUGCUGGGACUUGAACCCAAACCUUGUGCAUGUCCUCUGCCACUGAGCUUAGUCUGUAUUCUUUAAAACACAAUGACUUCUUUCACUCAUUUUGAGUUUUGUCCUUGUUGCAUAUACUAAUAGUUCAUUUUCAUUGUGGAGACGUAUUCUAAGAGUUCUGUCACAUUUUGUUUAUCUGUUUACCUGUUGAUAGAUGUUUUGGUUUUGUUUCAAGUUUCUGGCUAUUACAGUACACAAUAUUGUGAAUGUGUACACACAUCAAAAAUGUGUGGACAUGAUUUCUUUUGAGUAAAUACUUUGGAAUGAAAUGGUGUGUCACAUGGUAGGUUUAUGUUUAUCUUAAGAUAUGGUGACAAAUUUUUUCAAAGUGCUUUUACAUUUUAUAUUCCCACCACAAUGUAUGAAAGUUCCUAUUUCAUCUUGACAACACUUGGUAUGACCAGUCUUUGUGAUUUCAGCUAUCCUAAUGUGUGUGUAGUGCUAUUCACUAUGGUUUUAACACUCAUUUCUCUAAUGACUAACGAUGUUGAGCAUCUUUUAACAUGCUCAUUGCCAUCAAAGCGUCUUAUUGCAGCAAGGUGUCUGCUCAGGUCUGUUGCCCAUUUUUAUUUGGGUUCUUUGUUUACUUAGUAUGGGUUUGAGAGUUUUUAUUUUCUAAAUGCAAGACCUUUAUUAGAUGCAUGCCUUGGCACAUAUUUUCUUCCAGUCUUGAGGUUUUUCCUUCUUUUUCCCCUGUAAAUAUACCCUACUUAUUUUGAAAAAUUUUAGAUUUACAGAAAGACUAAGGAGAUGGUGUACAGAGUUCCUGUAUUCCCCAAACCCAUUUCCUCCAUUAACUCCUUAACAUUGGUAUAGUACCUUUGUUAUAAUUAAUGAACUAACAAUAUAUUAAAUAAAUUCAAAACUUUAUUCCGAUUUCCUGAGGUUUUACCAAAUGUCUUUUUUUA